AUGAAGCACCUCGCAGCAUAUCUUCUUCUCGGCCUCGCUGGUAACACCAGCCCGUCCGCCGACGAUGUCAAGGGUGUCCUCUCCUCUGUCGGUAUUGACGCAGAUGAUGAGAGACUAGAGAAGCUUUUGUCUGAGCUCGAAGGCAAGGACAUCAACGAGCUGAUCGCCGAAGGCUCUACUAAGCUCGCAUCCGUCCCAACUGGUGGUUCGGGUGGUGGUGCUGCUGCUGGUGGCGCCGCCGCUGCCGCUGGUGGUGCUGCUCCAGCUGAGGAGGCUAAGGAGGAAGCAAAGGAAGAAGAGAAGGAGGAAUCCGACGAAGAUAUGGGUUUCGGUCUCUUCGACUAA
Molecule: messenger RNA, 345 nt
Organism: Lithohypha guttulata
Lineage: Eukaryota; Fungi; Ascomycota; Eurotiomycetes; Chaetothyriales; Trichomeriaceae
Gene: RPP2B
Product: 60S acidic ribosomal protein P2
Exons: 2
Coding region: 1-345 (114 amino acids)
Biological process (GO): cytoplasmic translational elongation; translation
Cellular component (GO): cytosolic large ribosomal subunit; ribosome
Molecular function (GO): structural constituent of ribosome
Source: RefSeq, a predicted model, not a curated record